Messenger RNA from Aureobasidium musti, 1002 nucleotides. NCBI's taxonomy places the organism in Eukaryota, Fungi, Ascomycota, Dothideomycetes, Dothideales, Saccotheciaceae. The record is from the annotation of a GenBank genome assembly.
AUGCAAUACGCUCGCAUCGGCUUGCUAACUUCGAUUCUUGGUCUCAUCGUGGCUAUCGCUCUGUUUCCUUUCUCUGCACCUCUGCUUCGCUGGGCCAGGACGAUCACAAGAGGUGUUCCUGCAUCAUCACUAAACAGCACUUCAACCAUCACCACAAGCAAACUGCACUCAAAACUCUACUCGACAAUGCCUCGCACACCAGUCUACUUCCUCUCGCACGGCGGACCAAACAUCAUGGAAGACUAUAGUCAUCCAGCCUACUCCAAACUCCAAGAAAUCGGCAAAGAGAUUACAGAGAAGGUAAAGCCAAAAGCAGUAGUCGUGUUUUCAGCACACUGGCAGGCAUCACCAAACACCAUCGAAGUGAACACGGCAGAGCUCACAGACCUGAUUUACGACUACUAUGGCUUCCCAGACCACUACUACAAAAUCAAAUAUCCAAACAUUGGCAGCAAAGACAUUGCUUCUCGCGUUUUGGCCGCGUUGAAGACGUCGAAUAUCGAUGCAAAGGGUGUUUCUAGAGGUCUGGAUCAUGGCGUUUUUGCACCUUUCACAGUCGCCUUCAACCCUAAGACCAACCCUUUGAAUGUGCCGUUGGUGCAAGUGUCACUCUUUGAUAGCGACGACGCAGAUCAGCAUUACAGGCUUGGUGAAGCAAUGCAAGGCCUGAGAGAGGAGGGUAUUCUGGUGAUUGUGAGUGGUAUGGCUGUGCAUAAUCUGAGGGAUAUGUGGAAGGCUAUGCAGCAACCAGCUCCCAUGCCAUACAGCAUCAGCUUUGAUGCUGCGUUGAAGGAGGCCGUUGAACAAAAGGAGGCGAUGGCGGGUUUGUUGCGCAGAAGUGAUGCCAGAAGAGCGCACCCAUCUUUCGAACACUUGCUGCCUAUCCACAUUGGCGCAGGAGCUGCUGGUAGCGAUGAUGGAAAGCAGCUCUGGACUCUACCUCAAGGCAGCAUGUCUUGGGCCCAAUUCAGAUUUGGAGAAGUUGGCAAUGUUACUGCUUGA